Messenger RNA from Arabidopsis thaliana (thale cress), 1908 nucleotides. It is a transcript of the gene TGA7, whose product is annotated as bZIP transcription factor family protein. Gene Ontology annotation, molecular function: sequence-specific DNA binding; transcription cis-regulatory region binding; DNA-binding transcription factor activity. The coding region runs from base 464 to 1570 and encodes 368 amino acids. The transcript has 9 exons. NCBI's taxonomy places the organism in Eukaryota, Viridiplantae, Streptophyta, Magnoliopsida, Brassicales, Brassicaceae. The record is from RefSeq and is marked reviewed. Gene Ontology annotation, cellular component: nucleus. Gene Ontology annotation, biological process: DNA-templated transcription; regulation of DNA-templated transcription.
AUCUCUCUCUUGCGUUUUGUUUGUCGUUAAACGUUUCGUUCCUUUAAAUUGAUUGUGAUUAUUUCUUAAUAAACUUGAUUACUAUUAUUAAUUCUUUAACUUAAAUAUUACUCUAAUGGUGAUGCCGUGAUGGUCACAAAUAAAUGAAAUAGAAAAAGACCAAAACAAAAAAAAAAAAUCCUUUUUUCCUCUCUUUUACAUGAUGGGAACUCUUGACCUUUAAGUUUUUUUUUUUUGUGACAGGAAGUGUUCAAAGGAACGAAAUACACUUCUUCUUCCAUUUGAUGUCUGUGGUCCGAAUGAAAAAUAUCUCUGUAUUAACCAGAAACGUGUUUCAUAAGCAUCUUUAACUCUUCAGCUCUCAAAUUCUUCAUGAAUAUCUCUGCUUAUCGAUCAAGUGAGAGCAAAUGCAAUUUUUAAGAGCCAGCUAUUGGAUCUAUAACUGAAGAGGAUAUAUAUAGAGAUGAUGAGUUCUUCUUCUCCAACACAACUUGCAUCUUUAAGAGACAUGGGAAUCUAUGAGCCAUUUCAACAAAUUGUCGGUUGGGGAAAUGUUUUCAAAUCUGAUAUCAAUGAUCAUAGUCCCAAUACUGCUACUUCCUCUAUUAUUCAGGUUGAUCCUAGAAUUGAUGAUCACAACAACAACAUCAAGAUAAAUUAUGAUUCUUCUCAUAACCAGAUCGAAGCAGAACAACCUUCUAGUAAUGAUAAUCAAGAUGAUGAUGGCAGGAUUCAUGAUAAGAUGAAACGGCGUUUAGCGCAGAACCGAGAAGCGGCUCGCAAAAGUCGUUUGAGAAAGAAGGCUUAUGUUCAGCAGUUAGAGGAAAGCCGGUUAAAGUUAUCGCAGUUAGAGCAAGAACUCGAAAAGGUUAAGCAGCAGGGCCAUUUAGGACCAUCUGGGAGUAUUAACACAGGGAUUGCAUCAUUUGAGAUGGAAUAUUCACACUGGCUACAAGAACAAAGCAGAAGAGUUAGCGAACUACGAACAGCGCUUCAAUCUCAUAUAAGCGACAUAGAACUCAAGAUGCUAGUAGAGAGUUGCUUGAACCAUUACGCUAAUCUUUUCCAAAUGAAAUCCGAUGCAGCAAAAGCCGAUGUUUUCUACUUGAUAUCGGGAAUGUGGCGAACUUCAACCGAAAGAUUCUUCCAAUGGAUUGGAGGGUUUCGUCCAUCCGAACUUUUAAACGUUGUGAUGCCUUAUCUUCAACCAUUAACGGAUCAACAAAUCUUGGAAGUGAGAAACCUCCAACAAUCAUCACAACAAGCAGAGGAUGCUCUGUCUCAAGGGAUUGAUAAACUUCAACAGAGUUUAGCUGAAAGCAUUGUGAUUGAUGCGGUUAUCGAGUCCACGCAUUAUCCCACUCACAUGGCUGCAGCUAUAGAGAAUCUUCAAGCAUUAGAAGGAUUUGUGAAUCAAGCAGAUCAUCUGAGGCAACAAACUUUGCAACAAAUGGCGAAGAUCUUAACGACAAGACAAUCGGCUCGAGGUUUACUAGCUUUAGGAGAGUAUCUUCAUAGACUUCGUGCUCUUAGUUCUCUUUGGGCAGCUCGUCCACAAGAACCAACUUAAAAGAGGAACUUAUUAAAACUUUAAAAACAAGAAACAGCAGAAUCAAAAGUCUUGAAGAAGCAUACUCAUCACAAAGCUUGGAAGGAUGUUUUAAAAAAGAUCUUUGUUAAUUAAGUAGAGUGAGAUUCUCUUGAUUAGAACUUUAUGGUUUUUGCUUUAUGAAGUAUCUCUCCAGAGAAGAUUGUAAAUUUGGGUUGAAACUUUGUAAUAUAUUUAGAUACAACAAAUAAGUUUGAAAUCUGAGCAAUUUGAUAAUAUGUGUACUGAAUGUAUAUUUAAUGUAUUAUUAAGGGACUAAUGUGAAACUCAAUAAAUCAAAGGGUACUAUUGUAAUUUUC